Messenger RNA from Balaenoptera acutorostrata (minke whale), 6144 nucleotides. It is a transcript of the gene GATC, whose product is annotated as glutamyl-tRNA amidotransferase subunit C. Bases 30 to 440 code for a protein of 136 amino acids. The transcript has 4 exons. Gene Ontology annotation, molecular function: glutaminyl-tRNA synthase (glutamine-hydrolyzing) activity. The record is from RefSeq and is a predicted model, not a curated record. Gene Ontology annotation, cellular component: glutamyl-tRNA(Gln) amidotransferase complex; mitochondrion. Gene Ontology annotation, biological process: glutaminyl-tRNAGln biosynthesis via transamidation; mitochondrial translation; regulation of translational fidelity. NCBI's taxonomy places the organism in Eukaryota, Metazoa, Chordata, Mammalia, Artiodactyla, Balaenopteridae.
ACGCAUUACGGAAGCCGAGAAGGAGAGAAAUGUGGGCGCGGGCCGUGUGGCUGGGCCUUCGAGCGUCGGCGGGCGGGCGCCGGGGCUUCCCCUCCAAGGCCGCUCAUCAGGGAAGCCGCCGGGUCACGGCCGAGCUGAUCGAGCACCUGGAGCGGCUAGCGCUUGUGGACUUCGGCAGCCAAGAGGCCGUGGCACGGCUGGAGAAAGCCAUCGCCUUCGCCGACCGGCUCCGCGCCGUGGACACGGACGGGGUGGAGCCCAUGGAGUCAGUUCUGGAGGACAGAUGUCUGUACUUGAGAUCCGACAAUGUGGUAGAAGGCAACUGUGCUGAAGAACUACUACAAAACUCCCAUCGAGUUGUGGAGGAGUAUUUUGUGGCUCCCCCAGGUAAUAUCUCUUGGCCAAAGCUGGAUGAAAAAGAGCCCUUCUCACACCGCUGAGUAGCUAUUCUGGGAAGGGGUGCCCUCUAAAAACAUGGAAGUGCAAUGACUAUUUUGUUACGAACACUAAUGUUCCCACUUCCUUCAGUCACCUGAAAAAAGUGAUGGUUAGGUAUCUUUUAGUAACUAACUCUUUUGAAGACAGAAUUGGGAAAGAUCUAGCCAAAAUAAGGCAAAUAGUCCCUGAUGCCAACCGAAGUAGAAGGUAUUGCCAGUUUCCAAGGAAAUGGAUCAAGUGUACUCACAGGCUGUUCUGUAUGGAAGACUUUAUCCCCUCCCCAAAAGACUGUCUACCAAACUGCAUUUAAGUGAAUUUUUCUAUUUAUGUAACUGUUAGACAUUGCAUCUGAUCACUAUGUGACAACCUGAGUUGUCCUUUUCAGUUGCUGCUUCCAUUGACUUGAGCAGCCUUUUAUCUUUACUGAACACACUUAAAUUUGUUCUUGGGUACCCACUUUGUUCCAAGCAGAGGGCUGACUUUCUGCUAAGGUUAGGAGGCAGCUUUGGGAGGUGAUGGAUAUGUUUAUGGCCUUCAUGGUUGUGAUUUCAUGUGUGUAUACUUAACCCCAAACUCACUGAGUUGUAUACAUUAAAAGUACAGCUUUUUACAGGUCAACUGUAUUUCAAUAAAGUGGUCUAAAAAAAAAAAAAAUAGCCCUGGGCCUGUGACAAAGUAGGCCCCCUGCCCCAUGAUUACUGAACUGAACAGAAUCCAAGACAGUGGGGUUUUUUGUUUUGGGGUUUGUUUUGUUUUUUAAAGCUCAGGUACCAGGGACAAAUGAGACAAAUUUAGGAGUGAAAGUGAUAGAACCAAAACUUUUUUGGUUUUUUUUUCCCUAACGAACUGCCAAAGUUGGUUUUGGCUAAGAAUUUCCCAAUGAUCUUUAUGCUCGUGCCCACUUUUAAAAGUCUGUUUUUAGCCUUCCCAUUCCCUUCCCCUACCUGCAAUGCGCCCUCUUUUCUUUAAAGCAGCUUAAUUUACACAGUUGGCCUUGAAUUAUAAGAGAACCCUGAACCUGCCCUUGGGAUUGAAGUUCUCAGACCACCAUCUUUAUUCCCAAAUAAAGUAAUCCACUCCUGCUCCUUACCAAUUGGGUACAAGCUGCCACUACAACUCAAUGAUUUUUUUUUUUUUUUUUAAACUAUUUCAGUGUGCCUGUUUGGUGAAAUCUAUGAACGUAAUUAAGGACAAUCACACAUGUCAAUUAUUAAAUGUUUAAAAUAUAUUUCUAAACAGAAUGGGCCGACUUAAGUCACAGUAACAGCUGAUCUCCGUAGAAGAGCAACCCACAAAGAUACAGCACUGGUUUUUUUCCCAUCAUCAGGGGUGAAAAAUAUACAACUUGUUUCUGAACCAAAACCAUAAUUUCUGCAGUUAAAAAUGUUUCACUGCUAAUAUGGCCCUGGUAGAAAUUAUGUAGUUUUAUUUCCUUAAAAAAAAAAAAUUAAAAAAAUUUCCUAAGACACUGAAUCAUCAAUCUGGAAUGUAGAUUCUGAGCACAAAGCAGCUCAGUUCACCUAAAAAAUAAAGAAAAAAUCCCCAUCACCUGUCUCAGUAGGGUCUGAAAGGAGAAAAGUAGUGUGGGGAACCCCUGCUUUGGUAUGGAGAGUCACGGCCCCUUGACCCAGACCGAGACCGUGAGUAGCCAUAGCUGGUGCUUCUCUCUGGAUAAACGCGUAUGUAGGAAGUUUCCCCCUGAAAUUCAAACAAAAGGUAAAGGAAAAAAUAAGACCCAGAAGAAUAAAGCACACCAACACCUAACAUGGCUGCCUAACAAUAAUAGUUAAGUAUUGAGCAUUUACUGUUUGCUUGACACAAUGCUAUCUCAUUAAACCCUCGCAAUAGUGCAGGAGGUAGGUAUUCUUGCCCAAGGUGACACAAAUAAAUGGCAACUCGAUUAUGUGGUAAAUAACUCAGCUACUAGCUACUACUGUUAACAUAUCUGAAUUCCUGCCACUAACCCCCAGAAUCUAAGAACUGGAAAGAUCUCAGAGGUCAGAUAUAUAGUUUAGUCCUCUGCCACCUCACAUAUGCGUCUUUGGGUGGGUACCUAUGAAGGAGCUAACCUGUAUUUAGCACCUCCCAGGUGUCAGGACCUGGGCUAGAUGCUUAGUUAUCUUCAUAAUUUAGCUUCCUGGCAAGUCUUUUAAGAUAAUGCUAUUAUUGUGACUAUUUUGCAUAUAGAGGAACCAGGGUUCGGAGUAGGUCGGCUAAGAUUUUAAUAAGCAGCAGAGAAGUCAUGUCCAGGCAGGUCUACCUCCAGGCCCUUUGCCCUCAGCCAGCAUUCUCAGAUCUAAAGACCCUAAGAUGAAAGAAGCCAGAUGCUUUUUCCCUCAGUGAAGUCAGUAAUUUGAUUACCCUUACUGAGACUCUGCUUUGUAGUAUAACUGACGACCAGGUGCUGUUUUGUUUCUGCUGCAAAUUCAAGUCUUAGAGGACAGUCUGAGCAAAAGCACUGUUAACCCAUGCAGCCUCCAAGCCAUAAAGUUAGGGAAUUAUAUGAAUCCUUAGAAAAAGAAAUGGGCCCAGAAAUUCAUGUCCCCAGACAUCCCUAAACCCCAUAGCAAGUCAGGACAGGAUAACCAGCAAAAAUGUCCAAUUGGUGGUCUGGUAUCUGGUCUCAAUGGUAUCAAAGGAAUAGUCACCAUUUGAAUCAAACUGAGAUCCAAAGCAGCAGCCACCUACUUGAAAGGAAGUACAUCAAGAACUAAGUCCCCAGGGUGAGGUGAUGAACAACAAGAAAAUGCCAAGGGCUAAGGUUUCAAAGAGGCUCCUGCAUCACUUUGGGAAAGGCACAGUGAAGUGACAACUCAGCCCCAGUAGCAGUACCUAGAAGGGCUGAGAUGAUGAGGUUGGCUUGCAGAGCCCAGACUAGACCCAAAGGAGGGAGAGCCAUAAUAAUUAGGUUCGUGGAGGGACACUGCGGAUUAAGCCAGUUGUGAAAGGGUGUUAUCAUGGAAUAGCUCACCACAUUAUGACAGACUGCACCAGUAUUCUCUCCAGGUUAAAAAUACUAUGACUGCAGACUUCUCUCUGUUAUGACCCUGCAGGGCUUAGGCAUGAUGAAUUCCUUGGCUUUGUCCACGUAAGACAGAUCUUUAAUGGUAUUGUGAGGUCCUCAAAUGGCAAACGCAUGGCCUGUUGCUACUUCUGCUAGGUCAGCUUCAGGUGGAGUGGUCUAGGUACAAGCUCCUCAACAGGAGGUGGGGACCCACCUCAUGAGAGCGGAAUUUGGUGUCAUCCAGUUUACGCAGGGCAUAUUCCAUGUCUUCUUUUCUGAGAUAUUCAACCAUCCCCAUUCCAUCUUUCUGCACAUCUGCGUAACAGACAUCCCCAGCUUCUCGCAUAUGAUCUUUCAGGUCCUGCCAGCUGCCUGAUGGAGGAAGUCCUAGGCACAGAGAACAUGAGAGAAGAGGCCACAUCCUUCAUCUAUGUUAAGAGCCAUCAAGACCUAGGGUCCCUCCUCCAUCAAUCACUACUUUUAAAUCCUGAGGGUCCCCAAAAUCACAAAUUUUAAUAAGGGACACAAAACCAGAGAAGAACACUAAUGUAUGUGUGGUAAACCACCAUAAGAAGCUGGUCCUAGGAUAAUCUUCCAGAGACCAAGCCUUUCCGACAGACCAAGAAGUUCAUCCCAUUAUAGGUUUAGUACCUCUAAGAAUUCAGAGCCUCUCUUUCUUUGUCCUUCAUAAUUAAUAACAAACUCCCAAGACUUUGAGUUCUAAUUUUUUCCAUUAUGAAAUUUAUCGGUACCAAUUAUUUUUUGCCUGACUGGGUUCCCAGGACAUAGGAAUUUUGAAACCAUCCAAUAAAAUAACCAAAGUGUAGCUGAAGUAACACAACGAAAAUCGAAAGUUUGUUUUCCUGUAGGUGUGAAUGACUGACAAACUAGACAAAGUACCUCUUAAAAGAUCACCAACACUCUUCAAUACAGUAGGGGAAAAGGUAAGACUCAGACGCUAAAACUAGUCGGGAGUCAUACAACCCUACCUGAUGUCAUGAAAGGGAAAUGUGCUCCUGCUCUCAAAGGCUGUGUUUACCGCUCACAGCUCAGGACUGCAGCCAUUUCCUAAUAGUUUUCUAAGCAGGAUUUCAGAGCAGCAUGGAGAGAAAAAAAGAUAUGCAUGACAUCCUGAAGGAGGGAAUAGAGUUCUGGGGUUAAAAAAUUACAAAGGGACACAGAUAGGCAGAUACUGACAGGAUUACUCUUAAGCGCCAUGGGAGUCUGAUGUGACUGUGUGACGUUCACAUCUAAGACAAUGCCAGGCUCCUCAAUACACUUCACUCCACCAGGGCCCUAAGACACCCCUGCAAUGUGCAGAAGGCCCCAGGUUUUUACCAGUGUGUUAAUAUUUCAAAAAGAUGCAUAAACCUCUGAGCUUAGCAUUUCAUCACUUGUCAACACUAGACAUUUCGUUCUAUACUUUGCAAUACAAUCACUAAGACUCCAAGUUGUAGUUUUGGUUUCUUUUUUACAUAAUUCCAAAACCACCACAAAAUAUGGCCUAUUUUAGGAUCCAAGGCUAGGUAAUUUGUUCAAAUCUGGCUUCUGCAAUGUCUUUCUAGCAAGUCCGACACCAGGGUACAUUCCAAAAGAAAAUGUCUUUAGAAUUCCAGCUCAAGGGGUUUUGCCAUCAUCUUCCCUUUCAACACUAGAAAACUCCAUUAUAAGAAGAAAGUUUAUGUUCUAUCAAGGCUGCACUAUCAGUGCAAUUUCAUUGGCAAGGUACCUGCCUCACUGGCAGGGCUUCAGACUGUCACUGUGCAUGGGCUGUUGAAAAGAAAACCCCACACAUCCCACGCACUGAAGAAUAACAGCUAACAUUUCUGGGAGGCCAGACUCUGUGCUAAGUAUUUUACAUGCAUCAUCUUAUUUAGUUUGAAAGGAACAUACCUGAAACAAGAACUCGGAAAUCAGAUCUUCUUGUAGGAGGCCCAUUCCUCCCACCACGGGGCCACCCACCCCGACCUCCGUAAGUCCUGGGGAACUCCACACGAAGCCGGCACUGGCCAUAAUCAUAACCGUUCCUUCCAUAAAUUGCAUCCUCAGCAUCUCUGCAAAGAAAAGUUUGGAGUUAGUGCUGCUCAGGAGGGCCGACUGACUUCUCAGUGAGGAACAUGACUAACAAGAAUAAAAGGAGGGGCUUCCCUGGUGGCGCAGUGGUUGAGAAUCUGAUUGCCAAUGCAUGGGACACGGGUUCGAGCCCUGGUCUCGGAAGAUCCCACAUGCCGCGGAGCAACUGGGCCCGUGAGCCACAAUUACUGAGCCUGCGCGUCUGGAGCCUGUGCUCCGCAACAAGAGAGGCCGCGAUAGUGAGAGGCCCACGCACCGCGAUGAAGAGUGGCCCCCACUUGCCGCAACUAGAGAAAGCCCUCGCACAGAAACGAAGACCCAACACAGACAAAAAUAAAUAAAUAAAUUUAAAAGAAACUAUCAAUCAUUUAAAAAAAAAAAAAAAAGAAUAAAAGGAAAACAUCAAGUGAGAAAAAAAACAAAAGAACAAAAACCCGGAACUUGAUGCACUACUGCUUUGGUCUGAAGACCUUUCAUGAUAUUGGAAUUAAACUUUACAGCUGUCACACACAGGGUUCUCUAGGUAUGAAAUGAUAAUGAAUAGACAAACAGAUAACAGAACUAAUUCAGAAAAAAGUAAACUGUUGACAGAUGGUUGAUUUUGCCAAUAAAGUGUUUCUCUAACCUUG